Vitis riparia (riverbank grape) is the source of this 667-nucleotide messenger RNA. RefSeq lists its product as uncharacterized. Bases 114 to 425 code for a protein of 103 amino acids. The transcript has 3 exons. Lineage: Eukaryota; Viridiplantae; Streptophyta; Magnoliopsida; Vitales; Vitaceae. The record is from RefSeq and is a predicted model, not a curated record.
UAGAGGAAGACUGAGAAUUAUAUAUAUUUAUAGAGAGAAAGGCGCAGGUAUUAACGUACGUAGUUAGCUUACAAUCAAGAAGCUAGAUCUCCGGUGCUGUCUCCAACAAUAAUAUGAUGGAAAAGGCUUAUUCCCUCUUUCUUUGCGUUCUCUUGAUUUUAGUCCUCUUCUUGCCAUCCACAGCAGCUGGAAGAGCACUGCUUCAAACGGAGGGUGAGGGUGGAUACCACGGCGGAAAUGGUGCGAGUAGAAUUGGCAUACACGGCCAUCCCUCCAGCCCUGCCCCCUCCAGAACUGGAGUUUCAUCUCCUUCGGGACCCACCCCCGUCGGGAAAGGUGUUACUGAAUGCACUAAAAAUCGGUACGCUGCAUGUACGCCCAGCGAACCCAAAUCGUGCGGCCCAUAUCAACGUAACUGCCGCUGAAGCUUAUGAAGUUGAAGUAAAGUGGAAAAUCCAGAACAAGGAAAACAAUAGUGAUAAUUAUUCAUACUUACGCUCGUGACGUAGUUCACAAAGUAGAAUGCCCACCUUACCAAGAAACUGGUUUCUUGGUGUGUGGAAAUUGUAUGUUUAAUUGGCUAGCUGGUUCUUGUGUCAUCUCUCUCUCUCUUCCCUGGGAAUUACGGCUAUAUGGAGGCCAUAAUAAUAAUAAUAGUUGUGCACCA